This is a messenger RNA of Prunus armeniaca (apricot), 921 nucleotides long. The record is from the annotation of a GenBank genome assembly. NCBI's taxonomy places the organism in Eukaryota, Viridiplantae, Streptophyta, Magnoliopsida, Rosales, Rosaceae.
AUGAAUUGGAAGAAAUUAGACACGAGUCCUAUGAGAAUGCAAAGCUUUACAAAAAACGAACCAAGAGUUACGAUGACAGGAACAUUCAACGGAAAGAGUUCACCAAAGGUGCUAGGCCCAUUCACCGUGGUCAAUGUUUCUCCCUAUGGAGUUGUGGAGAUUCAAAACCCUAAAGAUGCUAUGAAGUUGCAGCCAUACCAUUCUAAAUCAAUGAUACCUUGCAGAUCAAUGAAGAAUGCAACUUGGUAUGUUCUUAAACAAAGUCUCCUCAUAAGGCCGAAGAAGCUUCGGUUGAUGAGGUGCCUAUGGUUGAUUGCCGCAGGGAAAAAGGGCGGCCGAGGCAGAGGCCGUUCAGGAAGCCUAUCUUCAGGUAACCGGGAAGAGGCAGAUCGACGAGGCCCUCAUGUGAUGCCGAUGCCGAAGUGGCUGAGGGGGCCAAACAGAGGCGCUGACAUAGAGAUGUGGCUCUGUCUGAAGAGGGCCAUUGGUGCUGCCGAACGAAACCAACAAAAGUACGAGAAUACUCGAGCCAGAAUCGCCAAGGCUGGCAAGGUUAUCCGAGAAGUAGAUCAGCACGCCGAGGAGAAUACUGCCAAGAUAACGGACCUUUCAUCCAAGCUGGCCGAAGCUGAGAAGGCGCUAAUGGAGGCUCAGGAGGUGAAGGCGGCAGCAAAGGUGGCAAGGGAAGCUGCCAGUCGGUCUCGUGCGAUGAAGGAGGAGGAGGCGAAGAAGAUGGCUGUGAUAGACUGCCAAUCCUUGGAGGAGUUCACGGUCCUGCUAGAGAAAGAAGUCAUGGAGCUGUGCGAGGACCUUACGUAUCGUUUCAAGCGGUACAACGCUGACAAGAAGCUCAACAUGAACUUCCUUCGGAAUCUGCCGCAGUUGCCCGAGGGUGUCACUAAGGAGAUGGUAGAGGCGUAA